CAGUUUCACUGGCUGUCCUCCGCCUCGGAUCUUGUGGGAUACAUACUGACCACCUCACUCACCAGGAGAUUCGGAUAUCUGUAGUCACUCAGGGGGGAGGGGGGCCUGCUGGGAUACGGACCAAGCCUGAAUCAUGAUGGAGGGGUUGAAGACAUGGUUGAAGAGUAUGGUGUCGGUGAAAAUCAGAGCGUACAUGAAGGACUACUGCAAGAGGAAUGGCCUGCUGACACUCUCGGUCAUUGCUGUAGUAACGGGCUGUGCACUUGGAUUUGUCCUCAGGUCACUCAACCUGUCCACACAGGCUAAGAUUUACUUCUCCUUCCCUGGAGAACUGCUGAUGAGGAUGUUAAAGAUGCUGAUUCUGCCGCUCAUCACUUCCAGUCUUAUGUCCGGCCUGUCUGCCAUGGACACAAAGGCAAGCGGUCGGCUGGGAGUCCUGACCAUCACCUACUACCUGUGGACGACCUUCAUUGCUGUCAUCGUCGGCAUCGUGCUUGUGCUCAUCAUCCACCCGGGGACGGGCUCAGAGAAAGAUGGCCACCAUGCAAGUUCAGGGCCUGUUAUGACCUCCGCUGACGCUCUGCUGGACCUCAUCAGGAACAUGAUCCCGUCAAAUCUAAUUGAAGCAACUUUUCAGCAGUAUCGAACAGACCUGGUACCUACUAUACAGAACUCUGAUAUAAAAGAUUCCCAGGCCAACUAUGUAUAUAUCAUGCCCGACUACCACAACCCUCAAUUGGGCCACCCAGUCUUCCUGGAGAUCACCCCUGCUCCGGACAUUAGGUAUAAAAUCGUCCCCAGUACAAGCAAGGGCAUGAACGUAUUGGGGAUUGUCAUCUUCUCGGCUACCAUGGGUCUGCUGCUGGGGAAGAUGGGAGAACGUGGCGCGCCGCUGGUCAACGUGUGCCAGUGCAUCAACGAGUGCGUCAUGAAGAUCAUUAAUGCUGCUAUGUGGUACUUCCCCUUUGGCAUUGUGUUCCUUGUGGCAGGGAAGAUCCUGGACAUGCACGACCCGGCCCACCUGGGAGAGAAGCUGGGCAUGUACUUCAUCACGGUCCUGUCUGGAUUGUUUGUGCAUGGCCUCAUCCUGCUGCCUCUCUUCUUCUACUUCUUCACUCGCAAAAACCCCUUCACGUAUAUCAGAGGGCUGCUGCAGGCUCUUGUCAUUGCCCUGGCCACGUCAUCCAGCUCUGCCACAUUGCCAAUCACCAUGAAGUGUCUCCUGGAGAACUGUGGAGUGGACCGGCAGAUCGCUCGCUUUGUGCUGCCAGUGGGAGCUACCAUCAACAUGGAUGGAACAGCCCUGUAUGAGGCAGUGGCGGCCAUCUUUAUCGCUCAGGUUAAUGAGUAUGACUUGGACUUUGGCCAGCUGGUCACUAUUAGUAUAACGGCAACAGCAGCCAGCAUCGGGGCAGCUGGGAUACCUCAAGCUGGUCUGGUUACCAUGGUGAUUGUCCUGACCUCUGUGGGGUUACCGCCUGCUGACAUCUCGCUGAUUGUGGCCAUCGAUUGGGUUCUUGAUCGCUUCCGGACGAUGAUCAAUGUUCUUGGUGAUGCCUUAGCUGCUGGGAUUAUGGCUCAUUUAUGUAGGAAGGACUUUGAGAAAGCAGCCACUGCUGCUGCAGCUACUACCACUGCUGCUGCCAAUAAUGGAGGUGGCCCCCAACGGAGAGACACAGUAAUCUCCUUUGGUAAUCAGAGUGUGGCGUUGUCUGAUGCUCCACUGAUCACACACCGCUGCGAUUACGUGUUUGAGGUGGAUGGAGACAACGUGCUGGAGAGACCUGUGGCCUGCUACAACCUCUGCCAAGUCUGAGACACUUUUACAGGACGGACAGCAAGGGAUACUGCCUUCUACAGCACAUAGAUUCACCUGUUUGGUCUCGUUUAGGACGGAAACCAAAGAUUGAGUAUAUUGUGGUGUUAGGGUUUAGCGGCUUAAAUGGAUUUUGCCUGUGCCAUGCCGAAAACAAAAACCUUCAUUACCUGAUGUACUGUACGUCUCCAUUCAGUUUAGACAGGAGUUGUGAGGUAACGCACAUGUAACCUAAAUCUUAAACUGACACUCUGAACGCAUCUGCAGACAUUAUGUGUUGCACUGACAUGCAUUAGAUGGAUUAGUGUUCAUCAGUCAGUGGUGACAGUUAAGAGAUUCACAGUAGGGCUGCCCUUAUUAAGUCUGAUUGCAGGUUUAGACUUCAGUCAUGGUUUUGAGUUGCCUUAAUAUGAUCUGAGUUUUGACAAUAAUUCUGAGAACUUGAAAGUAAACAGAAACGGAUAGACAUGGAGCAAAUUCAUUUUGAUGAAGUGAACCUUUAUCUAUGUUAGACAACGCAUUUAUGGAUAUUGAAGCAACAUUAAUAAGAAUAUUUACAUCAUGCUAACUAGAUUAUCAUUUGGUGUUUUUAUACCUAUGCUUUUAAUUUUGUGUUCAUGUUUUCUAAUAAAAACCUGCUGCACUCCAA
Messenger RNA from Siniperca chuatsi (mandarin fish), 2465 nucleotides. It is a transcript of the gene slc1a8b, whose product is annotated as solute carrier family 1 member 8b. The coding region runs from base 134 to 1816 and encodes 560 amino acids. Gene Ontology annotation, molecular function: neutral L-amino acid transmembrane transporter activity; glutamate:sodium symporter activity; L-glutamate transmembrane transporter activity. The transcript is spliced from 11 exons. NCBI's taxonomy places the organism in Eukaryota, Metazoa, Chordata, Actinopteri, Centrarchiformes, Sinipercidae. Gene Ontology annotation, biological process: L-glutamate transmembrane transport. Gene Ontology annotation, cellular component: plasma membrane. The record is from RefSeq and is a predicted model, not a curated record.